CGAACUUUUGCUGUUGCUUCUCCCCCUCUACCCUCCGCCCGCGACCAACCCUGCGAUCGUCUGUCCUCCAUUCAGGUUGAUCCUCGAAAGGAUUCUCUUGCUCUGUGUCAUCUACAAUGGCUGGAACUGACGCUCUUCGCGCCCUCCUGCGGCUCACUCGCAGCUCGGGGGGUCUGCUCUCCGGGGCUGAGACAACCACGCAACGAUGCCUGACCAAGUCUCUGUCCCGCUCCAUGGCCACCGAGGCCACCGAGGCCACCGCCCCCAUUGACCACCUGACGCGGGAGGUCCCCAAGCCCGUAUGGAACCCCGAGCCCGUCAAGGCCACCACCUACUCGUUCCCUUCGAUGGAACCCCUGCGCUUCGUCGAAUACCCCCGCAACCACCUGUCCAUGGCCCUCCGCAAAGACAUCCUGCACCGCGCCGUCAUCUACGAGGGUGACGCGACCCGACAAGGUACCGCCAGCACCAAGUGGAGGAAAGAUGUGUACGGCAGCAACAAGAAGCUGUUCGCCCAGAAGGGUACCGGUAGAGCGCGUGCCGGUGACAAGAAGUCCCCCAUCCGGAAGGGCGGAGGUGUCGCCUUCGGUCCUCAUCCGCGGGACUUCUCGACGGACCUGCCCCGGAAGAUCUACGACCAGGCCUGGCGGAUAGCCCUCAGUUACCGCUACAAGCGGGGCCAGCUCAUCAUCAUCGACAACGAGAUGGCGCUGCCGGAGGACGCCACCCCCUAUCUGGUCCAGCAGAUCUUCAAGACCAACUGCUGGGGUCGGGAGUUCGGCCGGUCGACGUUGAUCACGGACCAGGUGAACGAUAACCUCUUCAGUCUGGUGCGCGAGGUGGGCGAGCAUGCGAAGAUCCUGGACCGCCGCGACGUGGAUGUCAAGGAUCUGCUGGAGACGGGCCGUCUGGUCAUCGAGAAGCAGGCGUUGGAUAGCAUUCUGGCCCAACAUUCGAGGGACUUGCAGAACGAGCCCAGGCGGGCCUUGUAUUGAAUUGCAGUUUAGGUUGGCGAUGGGGAUUUUUCUUUGUGUUUGUUUGUUCGGUAUGGGUGUGAUUUUGCUUUCUAACCGAGACAUGGUUUCUCUGAUUGUACAAAUAGAAUUGAGCAAUGUGUAUGAUGGGUCCUAAAUCUGUUCGUUUCGAAUUGUA
Messenger RNA from Aspergillus fijiensis CBS 313.89, 1152 nucleotides. RefSeq names its product mitochondrial 54S ribosomal protein uL4m. The transcript has 2 exons. Gene Ontology annotation, biological process: translation. Bases 117 to 995 code for a protein of 292 amino acids. Lineage: Eukaryota; Fungi; Ascomycota; Eurotiomycetes; Eurotiales; Aspergillaceae. The record is from RefSeq and is a predicted model, not a curated record. Gene Ontology annotation, cellular component: ribosome. Gene Ontology annotation, molecular function: structural constituent of ribosome.